This is a messenger RNA of Syzygium oleosum, 1134 nucleotides long. RefSeq names its product E3 ubiquitin-protein ligase RSL1-like. The record is from RefSeq and is a predicted model, not a curated record. The coding region runs from base 39 to 941 and encodes 300 amino acids. Gene Ontology annotation, cellular component: ubiquitin ligase complex; cytoplasm. Gene Ontology annotation, molecular function: ubiquitin conjugating enzyme binding; ubiquitin protein ligase activity; zinc ion binding. NCBI's taxonomy places the organism in Eukaryota, Viridiplantae, Streptophyta, Magnoliopsida, Myrtales, Myrtaceae. Gene Ontology annotation, biological process: protein polyubiquitination; positive regulation of proteasomal ubiquitin-dependent protein catabolic process; ubiquitin-dependent protein catabolic process. The transcript is spliced from 2 exons.
CACAAAACAAGCGCAUUCAAAGAAAAGAAACUUGAAAGAUGGAACGGCAGCUUGAUCUUCUAUCGCAAGAUGAUCUCUUCUUAUCAUUAUUGUUUGAUGGUCUUCAAGUAUCAGAUUAUGAAUAUGCCCAAGAGUUGCAGUUUCAGGAGGUUUUAGAAGUCUCCUGCGUGAUGAACAUGAAUCCUUCGAAAACGAAUGCUGGGUCUUCCUCGUCUUUAGUGGUUGUGGCUGAGGCAGACCCAAACAGAAGUCAGAUGAAAGUCAUAGACCCGGUUGAGAUGGGUGUUCAGAAAGAGGGUGGUCAGUCAUCAGAGAGCUUCUGUGAGAUUUGUGCAGAGAGAAAAGAGGCCAACGAGAUGUUCAGGAUCGGGACCGUGUGUUCCCACACCUUUUGCUCUCUCUGCAUAAGCAGGUAUGUGGAGACCAAAGUCCUGGACACUGUCACAACCAUCAGAUGCCCAGGAAUGGAGUGUGAGGGCGUCCUGCAGAUUAAUUCCUGUAGGCAAAUCCUCCCUGAGAAUGUUCUCUACAUGUGGGAGAAAUCGCUGUGCGAGGCAAUGUUUCUCGAGUCGCAGAAGUUCUAUUGCCCUUUCGAGAACUGCUCAGCCCUUUUGAUCAAGGACAUUGAUGGUGGGGAGGUGAUUAGAGAGAGUGAGUGCCCAUAUUGCCAUAGGUUGUUCUGUGCCGAGUGUUCCGUGCCGUGGCACGCCGGCGUGUCAUGUGAGGAGUUUCGGACACUGAAUGAGGAUGAGAGAGGGAGUGAGGAUCUCAUUGUGAGGGAGCUUGCAAAGGAAAAGAAAUGGGGGAGAUGCCCCAAUUGCGAAUUUUAUGUGGAGAGGACUGAGGGCUGUGCUCACAUCACUUGCAGGUGCCAGGUUCAGUUUUGCUAUGGAUGUGGAUCAGAAUGGACUCAUUCUCAUGGUGGUUGCACAAGAAACUGAGAAGCAGAAGGCACAGGAAAGAAGGCCUAACUGUGUAGUGUGAUCAAUUGUAUCUGAAUUUAUCGUUGAUAAGAAAUUGCGGUCAAGUAGCUAUGUGAUGGAUGUUUUUUGGUGAAGCAAUAUACAGUAUAUGGAUAAACCUGCUCUUAUGUUUAUUUGAGGUGUGUGUUGUUCAUGUUUGAGCUUCCGGCCA